CCCUGAUUGUCAGGUUUCUGACUAAGAGGUUCAUUGGAGAUUAUGAAGCAAACACAGGAGCGCUCUACUCCAGAAAGGUCACCCUGGACGGAGAGGAGGUCUCGCUACAGAUUCAGGACACACCCUGCGUGGCUCUCCAGGACGAUGCUGAAGGGCUGUACUGCCAGGAGCAGAUCAACAGAUCGAUUUACUGGGCCGACGGGUACGUGCUGGUUUUCUCCAUCACAGACAACAGCAGCUACCGAACUAUCCAGCCUCUAUACCAGCACAUCCGACGUAUACACCCCGCUGGAAACAUACCCGUUAUAUUGGUCGGCAACAAGAGUGACCUGCUUCGAGCCCGGCAAGUGCCAGUGGAUGAGGGUGAGACGUUAGCUGCAUCGCUAGGAGGGGUUUACUUUGAGGUCUCAGCCAGAGAGAACCACGAGGGAGUCCACGCCGCCUUCCUCCAUCUCUGUCAGGAGGUGAUCCGAGCGUUAGGAGGGGGUAACGGGGAGAAACGAAAAGGAGGACUCCACCUGGCCAGACCCAAAUCUCCCAACAUGCAGGAGCUGAAGAGGAGGUUCAGGCAGGUCCUGUCCUCCAAAGUCAAAUCGGCCACAACGAUCUGAUUUGAGAGUGGAAAAUAAAACUGUGGAAGUAUCAAAGGCCUCUCGGGGAAAUGACAAAUGCUGUAAGAGGAAUCUGAAAGGGAGAGGUGAUGAAGAGUUGUGACCUCUGGCUUCGUGGUCUGGAGUCACAGCCAAGGGCUCUGUCACAAUCAGAGAUCACCACGAGUUCAUGCUGGAGAUGGAKGAGAACAAAUGAAGGCAGAGACUCAUCUGAGAUUCUGCACUGAACGUUGGAGUCUAGCAAUCUCCAAGAGGAUACGCCAAAAACUGACUCUUGGCAUAUUUUUUUUCCACAAAAAAUCGUGAAUAGGAUAUGAAAAAUACUGACUAUUUAAAUAAAAUGUACUAAAAACUA
Molecule: messenger RNA, 966 nt
Organism: Austrofundulus limnaeus
Lineage: Eukaryota; Metazoa; Chordata; Actinopteri; Cyprinodontiformes; Rivulidae
Gene: rasl11a
Product: RAS-like, family 11, member A
Molecular function (GO): GTP binding; GTPase activity
Source: RefSeq, a predicted model, not a curated record